Molecule: messenger RNA, 1712 nt
Organism: Pararge aegeria (speckled wood butterfly)
Lineage: Eukaryota; Metazoa; Arthropoda; Insecta; Lepidoptera; Nymphalidae
Gene: e(r)
Product: enhancer of rudimentary homolog
Exons: 3
Coding region: 149-460 (103 amino acids)
Source: RefSeq, a predicted model, not a curated record
GUCAAUUGAACGCCGCCGAUUACAGCGAGUGUGAACAGUGAAUAUUUUUCGUUAAGUGUUAAUUGUUUGCGAUUGUUUUCAGGGUUCAAUUCAUCAGAGUGAUAUAUAUUAUUAGACCUAAGCUCAAGAUUUAUAUUUGUUACCCAAAAUGUCCCACACAAUUUUACUAGUUCAGCCGGGUCCUAGGCCAGAAACAAGGACGUAUUCGGACUAUGAGAGCGUUAACGACUGUAUGGAAGGCGUUUGUAAGAUAUACGAGGAACAUUUAAAAAGGCGAAAUCCAAAUACGCCGACAAUAACAUAUGACAUUUCUCAGUUGUUUGAUUUUGUUGAUCAGUUGGCAGACCUCAGCUGUUUAGUAUACCAAAAGUCAACAAACACUUAUGCACCGUAUAAUAAGGACUGGAUAAAGGAGAAGAUAUAUGUGUUGCUACGCCAGGCUGCAGGCCAAAGUGAAUAAAAUAACAUUCACUAAGUUAUCAUAUAAGCGGGCCAUACAUCUGAGCUUCUAGUGUAAGUUUUCAAGGUAACAGAUAUGGCAGCUGCUGCAGUGUGCAAUGUUACAGUAGUCUGCUGAAACAAAAAAAGCUGCAUAUACUCACAUGUGGCAUUUCCAACGUCUUUAUAUUGUACAUACGCUAGGAUACAAAAUUGUGAACAAAUUAUUCUUGUCAUGUAAAGACUGUUUAUGUUUUUCGUAGCAAUCAUUUUGUAAACAGUAGAAGGCUGGAGCCAUUUAUUUUUGUAACAUCUGCUUAUUGAAUUGUAAAUUAUUUAAUCUAGUACACUAUUAUUACACAAAUUUUCUGUACCAUAGAAUCACUUGCAAUGAAGAUAGAAGCUAGGUUCAUGAAAUUUGGUUGUUCAAAUUUAGAGACAGAUUUAAGGUCCUAGCAGACAAUAUUGACUCAUGAUCAAAGCACAAACAAUUGGAAUUGACCUUUAUGUCAUGUGACCAGUGUGUGCAUAUGCACAGGUGAUAUAAAAUGUAGAAAAUCUCCAGUACAAGUUAUAAAUACUUAGGAUAGGCUUUUUAUAACUAUUACAAAGCCUAUCCUUAAGUUUUUAUAACUUGUACUGGAGAUUUUUUCAUUUUAUAUUAUCUGCCAGCUUAGUGCAUACCCUGUAUGCAUGCCACUGCAUGUGUCAUAAAGUGUGUCAAGUCAAGUAAUCCAUGCUUCUACUACCAUUACCACUGUAACUAACAUAGAGCUAGCUGUCCAUUUUAAAUUUUGUCAGGUUGACAUUGAGUUGUUAUGGUGGGCGAAGGGCCACUACAUUGACAAAAUGUUUGUUUCCUUAAACUUACACUAAGGUACUGACUGCAUAUAGUUCAAAUUUUUUCAGAUAAUGUAAAUCAAUAAAGUGAGUAACAAGUAUGAAAAGAGUAAAGGCUUUGAUUCUGCAUAUUACAUGAAAUGAUUUUACUUAUUUACUUUUAUAUUGAUGGGUGCAAAGUGAAAUGAGUACCAAACGAAACAUCUGCUUUUUAGUAGGGCUCAUAAUUAUAAAGACAGGUGAUUUGUAAGAACAUGAUAUUUCAAAUUAGCUACAAUUGCAUUCAUUAAAAAAAUGUUAAAAUAUCAGUUAACUUUUUUACUUUGCACCCAUUGAUGGGAUUUGAACUUAAAUAUCAUUUGGCAUGUGCAUAUCUGGCAACUGGGCUUUGAAUUAUAAGUUUUUUUUUUGUUUUAAACCAACUCAUUUUGAGG